Molecule: messenger RNA, 1188 nt
Organism: Postia placenta MAD-698-R-SB12
Lineage: Eukaryota; Fungi; Basidiomycota; Agaricomycetes; Polyporales; Adustoporiaceae
Exons: 7
Coding region: 1-1188 (395 amino acids)
Biological process (GO): DNA damage tolerance; protein monoubiquitination
Cellular component (GO): nucleus; Rad6-Rad18 complex
Molecular function (GO): single-stranded DNA binding; ubiquitin protein ligase activity
Source: RefSeq, a predicted model, not a curated record
AUGGUCGCCAAUGAUUUGAAGAGCUUACUCAACGCCGCCGUUCAGGAUCCCCACGACUUCCCGCCACCAGAUGUCGCACCCGGGUUGCGGCAGCUCGACGAAGCUCUACGCUGCGAAAUAUGUGGGGACCUAUAUGAUGCGCCAAUGCUAUUGAACUUAUCUUUCAUUGACCAGUGCCUCCGCGGCACGCUGACCGAGCAUCAGCAAUGUCCUAAGUGUAGACAGUCAGCGACUGAGGUGCAUAUGCGGAAGAACAUUGCUGUGGAAAACGCUGUCAAAGCAUGGUCGGCUGCACGAGCUCUGGUUCUGCAGCUUUCGAAGGAGGAGCAAGAUAGACAAAACGCUCCUCCAAAACGAACAGACAGGUCUGAACGUCCCCGGAAGAGACGGAAGACCGCGCAGUCCUCAGGACAAAGCUCGGAUAGUGAUGUCAAGAUCAUCUCCGGCCCCUCAUCCCCCGUAAAUGUGAAGGCAACCUCUUCAGUCGAGUGUCCAGUAUGUCGGAAGCAUGUACCAUUCGACGUCAUAAAUCAACACAUCGACAGCAAUUGUCGCAAAUUCUCCGCAGGCGAGCAGUCUUCGAGCAAAGAGAAACACAACCAGAAGCAACAAUGGUCAAAAGUCUUCGAUAAGGGAGGAGUCGCCUCUUCGACCAGACGGUCUAAAGAAAAAGAACGAGAUACGUCCAAGACACCAGAUGAGGGGUAUCUCCCGAAGGUCGCCUACCACACCCUGAAGGACAAGCGUAUUAAUGACCUCCUGAACGAGUACGAUUUGCCCACGAGUGGCGAUCGUGCGGCAGGCAUCCGGCGGCACGAGAAAUGGGUCGUGCUCUACAACGCAAAUAUCGACCGUACUCAUGACAGCCGCCGAACGCAUGAACAGCUCCGGCGGGAUUUGCGGCGGUGGGAGGCCACGCUCAAGCCCACAGCUGGCUCAGGAUCCAACUCAAUGUCUGGAUCUGGCUCGAAAAAGGCGGUGGCGGCAGAUACCACUGCAUACCAGGCAGCACACAAGGCGCAAUUCGCGCAGCUCGUCGAGGCCGCGAGACCGAAGAAAGCAGCGUCGAAGCCGCAGACAAACGAGAGUCCCGAUGAGAUAGGCGUAACACAAGAACAGAACGGGGAACCGCUUCAAGUGACUGACAGCGAACCGGUAGCUAUUGGCGACUCGGAUAGCGAGAGCUAA